This is a messenger RNA of Coniosporium apollinis CBS 100218, 1818 nucleotides long. RefSeq lists its product as uncharacterized. The transcript has a single exon. The record is from RefSeq and is a predicted model, not a curated record. Lineage: Eukaryota; Fungi; Ascomycota; Dothideomycetes. Bases 1 to 1818 code for a protein of 605 amino acids.
AUGGCAAGUGUUGGCACUUCGCCAUCGAUCGGCGUCCCACAUAGAACGGAAAGUGGCAUCGGGCCUCUACCACGCCCACCAGCCUCGCCGGGUAUUCAGCAGAUCCGCAAGGGGAGCGUCUUCGCGCGUAUAAAGUCGCUCAACGACCUUGUCGGACCUCCGGCAGCGCCCCUAACGCAGGACACGCCCGAGGUUACCAAUGUACCGCGUCCGCUUCAGCGCAAGAACCCUUUCGUUCGCCGAGGCAAAGACGCCUCUCCUCCUCAGCCACGCAGGUCCGUAACGAUCCGAUACGCUCCGCAAGACCUAGAUAUCCAAUCACCCAUGCCGCAGAUGAUCGUCACACAGCCAACGUUUGAUGUCAAGGAGGACAUAGAAGAAGACAUCUCUGACACUGAAGACUUCGAGGACCGAGGCGGUUAUGCCAAGCGAACAGCGGAGCUACGCGCAUGUCCAGCGGGCAGAACCGCAGACUGGAGCAAGAUGCAGACUGAGCAGUGUGUUGCUGGAGGUGCCAGAGCACCGACUGCAGGGGACCUCAGCCAGCAACAUGACGCGGUUCCUGCUAAGGCGCAGCAUGUGGGCAGUCUCCAACAUCAAGCCUCCGGCGGCAUUCACGCGGCAGAACCGCGAACGCUGAACAACGCUGGGAGCGCAUCAGGAACUUGCGCCGCGGUUCGCACACCAGCACUACGCAAUAUCAAAAGCAUGGGGCAGGCUCCGACUGGUAGUUCGGGACCAACGCGUGCCAUCAACUUUGCUGACUGGCACGUGGGCAACCCCGUCGCUGCAAGCAUCGACCAGAUCAUCGACGAGAUCAUUGUGGAGCACAGGUGUAUGCUAGAGGCGGUCAUCAAGAACCUCCAGGACGGCGCUCCAAAGCUCGAAGAGGCCCGCAAACUAUCGCGGAGGCUCGCAUGCAUGUCUGUAGACGACGGUACGUGCGAGCCAAGGUUAUGGCGAGAGAACACCAUGCACGCUCAGCCGGGUCCUAAGCCACAUUUGUCAUCAGAACAGAGCUCGGUGCCCAAACUCCUCGACAUGAUCGAAGCCACAGCCGGCGACCUCGGCCUCGACCUCGAAGCACAUCCGACCGAAGGUCUACAUCAGCGUGCCAACCAGCUAGCUCGCCUCAUGAAUUCCGACCAGCCUGGCGGCCAAGAGGACCUACACGCUUUUCCCUCUCCUCACGACCAUAUCUUGCAGUACUACACGAUGCCGUCGGCAGACCGUGAUAGCUCCCAUACCUACAGCUCACCUCGACAUCCCUACACCACGACCACUUCGCAGCACUCUUCACCAUCCGCCUAUUUCCCUAUUCCAGGCUUCUCCUCCACGCCGCCACCAUGCCGCUCCAACACCCAUCUCACCACAUCCCCACAGAGCCUAUUUCCGUCACCUAAUGUGCCCUACACCCCUAACCCAGCGUUCUACCUCAACAGCAACACCCAACCCUACGAGCCUACCAUCUCCUACACCUCCUCGCCGCCGGUGCAAGAAGCGCCUACACUACUACACCGCUCCCUCUUAACCUACCAAGGGCUUCCGAGUCCGCUCACAGCACCGUCGCAGCCGCUCAAUUCCGACAUGACUGUUAACCCCAUAUACCCGCCCCAGCCGCCUUCGUCAAUGCGGCGGCCGUUUCCGCGGUUCGAGGAGCGCACUCUUAUGCAAGCGAUGCGUCAGGAAGGUAUAUCGGCGGGCUCUCAGCUGAGGGAUGCGACGGAAGAGAGGUUGGUGGAUAUGAGGGCCAUGGGUCUAAGAACGCCAGUGUUGGAGAAGGUCAGGAGGUUGGAGUUUGCCAGAGUGUACAUGUAA